AUGUCAUUCAAAACGGUGCUGUCGCUGUUGGCGGCUAUUCAAGCUGUCCAGGCCGACUUCUCGCAUCCUCUGCACUUCAAGAAGGUCGAUGCCGUGGCUGCGAAAAGCAUUGCCACAGCAAAGGGACGGCUGGUGCAAGGAACAGCGGAUCUCUGGGCUGACCAGGGCUUCUGGUUCUCCAAUUUCACCAUCGGUGGCAGCUCCAACCUGGAGAUCCUAAUUGAUACCGGCUCCGCUGACGCCAUCUUGAACCCGGGCAUUUACAAGCCUGGCUCCAGCUCGGUCAACACCAAGAAGACCUUCCGAAUUUCAUACGCCACGACGAAUCCUGAUGGAUCUGGAACUUUGUCUGCGUCGGGCCAAGUUUACCGAGAUGUCAUCACUCAACACGGCGCCAACCUGACCGUCUCCCAGCAGUACCUUGGAGCCAUCACUAGCCCCAAGUCACCGCCGACUUUCCCUCACGACGGCCUCAUCGGCUACGCAGGCAUCGAUAGCAGUGCUCUCGGCCAGACGCCAUUCUUCCAGAGUCUCUGCGACCAAGGAACGCUGUCAUCCUGCCGCUUCGGGCUGGCGCUCAACGCGGACGAGACCGGCACGCUCUACUAUGGUUCUGUUGCGACGGACACCUUCAGCGGCAGCCUGACUUCAGUCUCAGCCAGCGACGAGUGGAUCGUCACUGGCGAUGUCACGGUGAACGGCGCGACGGUUCAGCGCAGCGCCUCCAUCAUCACAGACUCCGGCACGACUGUCAUUUUCGGGCCUACUUCACAGGUCAAGACGCUGUUCCAGAAGGCGGGCAUCCAAGCUGUGACAAACAGCAAUGGCAUCACUGGCUACUACGCCUGUGAUGCGCCGCCCACCAUUGGAUUGGCAUUCGGCGGCAACAACUUCAACAUCUUGCCCGAGGCCCUGGCAUUCAGCCAAAAUGGCAACAACUGCACAGCUAGUAUCCACGGGACGAGUGAGUUUGGUAGCCAGUGGUUGGUUGGACAGGCGUUCUUCCAGGGCAAAUACAUUGACCACAACGUCGACGAUGGAACAAUGGGCUUUGCCAACUUGCAGUAG
Messenger RNA from Trichoderma breve, 1068 nucleotides. Its product is annotated as eukaryotic aspartyl protease domain-containing protein. The record is from RefSeq and is a predicted model, not a curated record. Lineage: Eukaryota; Fungi; Ascomycota; Sordariomycetes; Hypocreales; Hypocreaceae. The transcript has 3 exons. Gene Ontology annotation, biological process: proteolysis. Bases 1 to 1068 code for a protein of 355 amino acids. Gene Ontology annotation, molecular function: aspartic-type endopeptidase activity.